This is a messenger RNA of Dermacentor andersoni, 1226 nucleotides long. Lineage: Eukaryota; Metazoa; Arthropoda; Arachnida; Ixodida; Ixodidae. The record is from RefSeq and is a predicted model, not a curated record.
AAUAUAAAUAUAAUAGGCUAAUGAUGUACAUGCCUGAAAACGCCCGAAACAUACGGCAUAUACGAAAGGUUACAGUACUUAUCCAGCACCUUUCAACGCUACGUCAUCUUACAGAACGCCUGAGUAUAUGAAGUACACCGGUUACACCGCAGCUGACAUCAGAUGCGCUCCACGCCUCUUAUGCCGUCCUUGUGGGACACUGGCCAUAUGAAAAAAAAAAAAGAACGAGUGUACCGCUUUUGUUUACAACAGCUGCUGCAGAACCUCCAAGAAUACAACGACGGUAGGCACAAUCGGUAGGAUACAAAGCGGUGGCACUUCACUCACAGGCACUCGUAUUACCAAAGCCUUCACUUUUGGAGAUGUCUCUUUUCCACGCAAAGUUAAUUACAUUGAGGGCAUCACAGGUACCUAGGUUGAUGUGAAGAUUAUUUAUUGGAACCUAGACUUCGGCAAGUUUUUUCAGAGGGACAGUAAAAAGCUAAAGCCCGAAGACUGGAAUUCUUUUAUUGUCGCUUGCUCGUACAUUAUAGAUAGAUGAAAUGGGCCUUGCAUACGCAGUCAAUCGUCUUUUAGGCGUAGUUGUCAUUACAUCGCAGCUUGCGAACGCCGUAAAAAGAGGCAAAGACAGUAUCAAUGAGAAAUGCCUAAAGGAAACAACAGUGGAAGGCUGCGACACCAUCCUCUUAAGCUGGAGCUAUAGCAAUGAAACCAACCAAUGCGAAAAGGGAUUCGUUUGUUAUGAUUGCCCUAACAGAUUUGAUACUCAAGAUGAUUGCACUACCACCUGCCCGAGGAUACCAAUGAAAGUAGCAGAUUCAAAGCUGCGACGAAAACCAAAACGAAGGAACUGCAGAUAUUGGCUUAUGCGUGGUGGAUCCUGCCAAGAUAACUGGUUUGAAUUCAAGAAAAACAGGUCUGGCAAAAUGCACCGACUUCUCUACUACACUGGCUGUGAUGAAGACAAGACGAAGUUAUUUGUGUACGACUUUCAUAGGAGAAGGUGUUAUAAUGUCAGGGAUCCUCAUCCUCGAAACAGUCAACAGAAAAAUGAAGAUGGAUGCACUAAUCGCUCACACAGAAGGCGAGGACGGAGACCCAGCCGUUCGACCAAGAGUAUCGACCGCUGAAACUGACACGCCAAGUGGCCUUACCAAGGCACUCAAACAACACGAGAAAAAACAUGGCGAAUAGAAAAGCCAUAAUACAUCCAGCCGUGCACAAAA